This is a messenger RNA of Penaeus vannamei (Pacific white shrimp), 520 nucleotides long. Lineage: Eukaryota; Metazoa; Arthropoda; Malacostraca; Decapoda; Penaeidae. The record is from RefSeq and is a predicted model, not a curated record.
AUGACGAACGUGGAAACACUGGAGGAUUAUAGUGUGGGUCUAGCAGCAUCUCGAGUUGUGUCCCAGGAAGCGUGUUACGUGAGGCGACUGGUUAAAUCUUUCGAGCAACAAGUAGCCUUCAUCAAAGGCCAUCAGGAUGAUGGCAUGAGGGUUGAGUCUGACGUCAGAGUUUCCGCUGUUUCCCUUGACAAUCCUGAGGAGGAGAUCGGCUCGGAUCUUGCCAACUUCUGUGGCGACCUUCCCGUUUACAAACUGGUCACUGAAGAACAGAAUGACAGUGUACAAGACCGUCGUCAAGUGAGCGUCACCUUCACCCGCUGCAUCCUGCUGUGUUUCAUUCCCAGGUGCUUCACCACCACGCUCACGCUCCCCACUGGCUCUACCAUCACCUUCGGGUGGCUCUUCUUUGGUUAAAAUGACUGUUGAAGGAGCAUUAUUCUCCUUUCACUUUGGGCAAAUAGGCGGCUCUUUUACCUGUUUCGAUGGUGUACACUCACUUUUGAUUAAAGGUAAAUGCAUU